AUGAAGCAAGAUACAUCUUCUUCGUCUUGUAAUUCAACAAGUUUAACCAACAGAUAACUUAAGACCAUAUUCAAGAAAGCUUACGAGCUUUCAGUUCUCUGUGCGAUUGAGGUUUGCGUCAUCUAUUACGGACCAGACGGCCAAUUGAAGACAUGGCCUAAGGAGAAAGAGAAAGUGAAAGACAUUGCUUUGAGGUAUAAAGAGGCCAGAAAACGCAAGAAGAGCCUCAAUCUUCAUGAGUUCCUCGAGAAGGAGAAGGAUAAGGACAAGGACAAGGUGACGACGAAUUUGAAGAAGAAGAAUGUGAAGUAUCCUCAUUGGUAUCCAAAAUUUGAUCACUACUCUCCCCAACAACUCUCUCAAUUGAUUCAGUCCUUAGAACGAACUCUCUCUAAACUGCAAGAAAGGCUUCGUGUUGUUGAGGCGAAGAAACAGAGGAACAACACAAACUUGGUUCAUCCGAACCAACACUUGAAUCCUGAAAAUUUCUCGCUGUAUAUGUACAACCAUGACGAUGCUAUUCUCUCCCAGCCCCCUUUCAAUGCUUCACACGCAAAUCUACUCAGCAAUUACCAAAAUCACUUGAUGAAGCAGGAACUUUAUGAUUUUGGCCAGAACAUGUGUAUGGACAACAUAACCAACACAAACUUUCACCAUCCUUGUUACUCAAACACACAAGGCUACGCACCGUUACUUUCAGUACAAGCAUCUGUAGUGAAUAACUAUGGGUUGACGAAUCACUUAACGCAGCAGAAAGAGCUUAAUGGUUUUGAUCAGAACAUGGUUUUGAUGAGUAAUAUCACCAACAACAACGGUCUCUCAAACACAGUUCCACAUGAGUUUUAUCCAAAUGAGCUAGGUUGA
Messenger RNA from Capsella rubella, 864 nucleotides. Its product is annotated as agamous-like MADS-box protein AGL75. NCBI's taxonomy places the organism in Eukaryota, Viridiplantae, Streptophyta, Magnoliopsida, Brassicales, Brassicaceae. The record is from RefSeq and is a predicted model, not a curated record. Gene Ontology annotation, molecular function: protein dimerization activity; DNA binding.